Amoebophrya sp. A25 is the source of this 4928-nucleotide messenger RNA. The record is from the annotation of a GenBank genome assembly. Lineage: Eukaryota; Dinophyceae; Syndiniales; Amoebophryaceae.
UACCUCGACUAGCUGCAUCUCUUGCGGAUAUUUGAAACAACGAGUAGUUCGCUUGUUUGAUGUAGUAUCUAUGUAUAGAUCUAGAAUAGAAGAACGACGUUGGCGGUGAUCACGUUUACGUCGAAAUGACAAAUUACAUUGUUUGUCCGAGUAGGGGCAGAGCCAGGCAAAGGCGCUAGGUGGAAGAAGUAAGUCUGCAGUCUGAAAUUGUUUUUGGCCUCGUUUGUUUCACAGUGAGGACUCUUGAUAUUGUUACAGUACGCAAGCUCACGGGCUAUUUGCAUGAAUCAUAAGUGAGAGAUACUUUGAAGGAGAAAGAUGACGAUGCCUUUAGCUCGAACAGGGAUGCCUGUUGUAGUUUCUUCGUCGUCGCCUAGCAGAAGCCUGACCAGGAACAUCAAGAAUUUCGGCGCCUAGAAAAACGCUGCAGUUCCUAGUACAAGACUGGUCAUACAUCAAUAACAAAGGACAUUGCACUUUCACUAUAAAGCAGCAAACGAAGAGUAGUCAGACUAGUAGCCGAGCGAGGAAGAAAUAUUGUAGCGGAGUAACGGGGCCAAGGAUUUUUGAUUCGGUGCGUCAAAGGGGAAAGAAGCAACCAACGAUUUUCUGGGCGCAUAGGCUUGACGAAUAACGCCAGCAGUAUAGCGUUCGUUCCGACCAUUUCGUUGUCCAUCAAUUCUACAACACAGGAAUCUCCAGCUUGUCGUUCCAGCGACUUCUAUCUCGGAUAAAGAAUCGUACACUACUGCCUUUCCCUCUCAAGGAGCCUUACGCUGGAUUCCAAAAAGUAUCCUUGAAACAAGAUCAGUGCUUCCCUGAAUUAUAUCACUUUGUUGUGCUAGAACUAGAAGUUGAACUACUAGUUUCGCAUCAUCAACCUGCUGUCUGCCGCUGAGGUUUUGCACUCUCUCGACGAUCUAUUUUUACAUACCUGACGACCGGUCCGUCUUUGUUCUCGCUGACCUGUGUUGGAAGUUUCUUCCUUUAGCGGAGCUGGUUGCAAGAUAAUUCGUCGUUGCUUUCCUCGACCUCGAUUUACAUCAAUCAUCAACUACUGGCGAACACAAUCGAAAAUAAAAACUUGGCACGUGGCGCCUUCAACACGGCAAACGACAUGCACAUCAGAAUACAGAAGAUUACACGAUAACAAACGCCUAGCAAGGUUAACGACAUCACCAUAACCAUUUCUCGCAACACAAGAGACAGCAAGGUUCUUUCUCUUUCUCUAGCAGUUGCACAAUAAGCGUGGCCAUCUCCAUCAAACGACAUUUUUCUUGUCAACGGGGAGAAUAAGCGAGACCAGUCGCUUCGCAUUCAUCAAACAGGAGACCUAAAAAACUGUCACAGUUAGUUUGAUACAACGACAAUACCGAAUCUACUCCGACAGCUCAGCGUUGAUUUGAAACGCUUUCGCACUUUCUGUCGCAGUAGACCUUCAAAGUGGAAGACUUACGACGCCACUGAGCACAACUACGACGACUAUCCCAAAAGAGAGCCUCCGUCCAGUAGGCAUAAGUAGCAGUGGCACUUGUUUUCAUCAAGUACUUGAUUAUAUUGAAUUCAGACUUCUUGGGGCAGUUUCCGCGGCAUCGGUGACACCAACAGCCGCAUUAAGAUGGCGGCACACCAACAGCCGGGGAAGGAGGCAUACCAGGAUAUCUACCAGGAGGUUCUAGAGUACGCGAAGGAGCUUUUUCAGGUGAUAUCGCAAUCUGGUGGACCCUUCUCUCCCACCGACAAUGUCUGCACAACAGACAUACACAAUCUGGCGCACAGCGUCACAGGUAUUUAUGCUAUUUUCAUUUUCAUGCAAAUUUUCAUGUUGCCAAUGAAUUGCAAAGGAACAUGAGUUGUUGCCUUCUGCAAUUUGUCCUCUCACUUUCUUGCAAACCGUCGCCGUCGAAUAUAAAAAUUUGCAUUGUCCAACAAAGGUAUGCUGCUGCAUAUGAACUGGACGGAGAUAGCUGGCGAGAUGCUGCCAGACAGGAGUAACACGAUCAAGGGAAAGAUACUAGAAGCACUUGGCGUCUUUUUGAAGAUGAAAAUGAAAACACUGGACGAUUUCAUCCCAACAGUGUGCCAGGAGGCAAUACAGAUGAAAGCACAGUAUCUCAUGAACAGCUACCACCGACGACUUACCGAAGCGCUAACACUAAGACAACAACAGCUGCAGGCGGCAAACGAAGCGACUGGUAGUGCAUCAUCAACCGGCGAAAGAGGAGCGGGCGUGGGCGGUAUUCAUGAUAUCAAAUUUUAAACUUGACUCACAGAUGGACAUCGAGGGUCUCAAUUAUUGCAAGAAAAAUUUGAAGAUGUAGAAGAUUCCUUGGAAAAGUAAAAUACUUUAAAUAUUUCAGUCAAGUACACGUUUACUUAUGAUUCAGUCAUCGCAAUAGAUCUACAACCAGAUUCACCGUCGACAGGUGGUGCCUCGGCUGUGUCCAACGCAACGUCUUCCUCUACAAGCGCCGCCGCAACCGCGGAAGGAACGCUGCCCGAUGCAGCAAAAGAGGUGAUCUCACAGUUCCUGUUUAGCUUUUGGUUGGACGUUCAAACGCCACAGACUGGACAGCCGGUCGGAGGCGAAAUGCACACAAUAGGCAGUAUAUUAGUCGGCGGAAUAGUACAGGGCUUUCCAGACCCGACAGAAGAAGAGUCAACGCAACCAGAAGCGGCGCAAAGAAGAUUGCAGAUUUUGGUAUGAGCUGAUUUCCUUUUCGCACAUACAAUAUUUUUCACAUCGAUAGUUUCGCUCGUCUAGAAUCAACUAUAAUCACACUAGCAGGAACUGGUCGACGAUCGAAACGUCGCGACGAAAAGAUUUUUAAUACCGGGUGUCAUUCCUUCAGAUGUGGCUCACAACAAAUCGGAAUUCCAACCUCCCUAUCAGGUACAGCAAUCUUUGUCAAGUCCUCAAGAAGUGUUAGCCUUGAUGAGCUGCCGACUAAACGAUCUUACGGCGCAACUCAUACGACUCUCAAUGGAGCUCUAUCACAGAACACAGUACUCAAUCGUGAUAGCAUUUUUAUGCUUCUACUUUGCGGUCUUUCUAUGACUACGUGAAAAAAAAUAAGAAUAGUGAUCGCCUUAAUAUGUGCUAUCUAUUAGUGACCCACACAUUCAUCAACAUGUUUCUCUAUUGGGAUUUUUUGCCUGAAAGCCCACAAUUCCCUCCAUCAACUACAAUGUGUAAAAAGGUACAUGUCAAUCGAGACAUCAAGACCGAAGAUGCAGUCGUUUUUUCAGUACUAUACGAUAGAUACAAAACAAUCGGAGAUGUCCACGAGCCUACUGUCGUCGCACACCUCACAAGACGAUCCAGAAUACCGAAAUAGCGUACUAACCAUUGCUAACCCCGAUGCUCCCCUUCAACGAUCAUUUUCUAUAUUAUACGCGACCACAAUAAUUAUGACAUAGAAUGUUAAAACUUAUCCUUGUUCAUGCUCUAGUACAAGUAGCUCCCUGCACUUUUGCUUACCUAAAGGGUUGUCGAGCGCUGCCAGUAUCAUAGAAAUACUGUCAGACCACGUCUCUACGGUCAUCUUCAUGAACGAUGGCAACCGGAACAAUUGCAUACGAGACCAGCUGUAGUUAAGAGUCGUAUCAUCUGUGAAUCAUUACGCGGUCAUUAGCCUACUUCAAACGUCAUCUAUGUACAAGAUCGUUUAUAAGCAUCUUCUAUUUUCGACAUCUCUCAGGUGUUCAGUGUGCAACUGAUAGAUUCAUACUCAGCGUUGCUGGAGCUUCUAAAAAAGAUAGACGCGACAGAUGAGCGCCUCAUAGCGGUGGACUUCGAAGGUACUUAUCAUGGAUAUUCCGACAGAGCAUUCAGAUGUCUUGUUACGCUGGAUGUAUUCUUGAGAAUGAUAUUCAUGUAGGAUAGGAAAUGAAGAACUAACAAAACCCGUUGCCUCUCCAUAUCAAUCCAUAAAGGCAAGUCUUCAUUCAUCAAUUUCGAACAGGUGUGAAGCUGAAUCGCGACGGCCCGUUGUGCCUCAUACAGAUGACGCUUUCUCGAGACCACAGUGUCGUCUAUGUCAUCGAUGUUUUUAUUCUUGCCGGAGCAGCAAUUUCCCAAGUGAAAACUUCGAGAAACACCACACUCCAAAGCAUCCUCGAAAGCGAAGAGAUAGAAAAAGUCUGGUACAACUACGACAACUCCUAUUUUCUAAUGUUGCAUGUGGGCGUGCCAAUUACGCUCUGUUCAGUUUCUUUACAUUGCUAAAAAUGCGCGUUUAUCAUCGCGCAUACUUAAAGAAGCUUGGACCUCAUUUAGUCAUCACUAUGAUCAUCGGACCCGAAAAAGCAUUUCCGUGUUAAACAAAUUCUAUGAAACGCAGGUUUGACCCACGAAACGAUGCUGACGCAUUAUUCCAUCAGUUUGGCGUCUACCCAAAAAACGUUUUCGAUCUUCAGCUCGCAGAGGUUGCUGUCCGACGCUCCCAAGGCCUCAAUGUACUUAUUCAAACUAAUUUGAAUUUUGCAUUUGGUUCUGUCGAUGACCAAGCCGCAACCUUCUAUUCAGAUUCAACUUCUGUUAAAAAAUCCAACAUAUCUGCAUCCCUCUCGUCCCAUUACAGGUAUCAUAUGUGCAGGGGUUGAAUAAGGUGCUAUUGCAGUGCAGCGCUUUAGAUGCAACACAGAAGAAAUUUUCAGAAAACAUUGGGCAGCUCGGAAAGAAUCUGUUUGAGCCGGCAUGCGGUGGCGACUACAGCAUUUUCCAGAAGCGACCACUCGACACAAAUAUUCUGGUCUACUCUGCACACGACGCAAGGUAUAUGCUCGAACUGAGACACCACCUGCUCGAGAACAUUCGGGAUAGAGACAGCUGGAUUCCACGGAUCUUCACAGCAGGUCAGGAGCGAGUAAAUUGGUGCAACAUGAUAAGCUACUUUAUCCCCAACUCCGAGGCGCCCGUGUUUUAA